Molecule: messenger RNA, 1152 nt
Organism: Funneliformis caledonium
Lineage: Eukaryota; Fungi; Glomeromycota; Glomeromycetes; Glomerales; Glomeraceae
Source: the annotation of a GenBank genome assembly
AUGAGCACUUAUCAACUAUCAACACCUUCAUCACCUACAACUCCUACUAGUACAGUACAAUCACCAUACCAAAAUCAGAACCUCAUGACUCUUCAACCUCCUUCACAACCAGUCAAGAUGAGUAGUAACACGUUUGUUCACAAGCUGUACAAUAUGGUUGUUGAUAAACAAUAUCAACAUCUUAUUGCUUGGAAUUAUACCGGGUCUUCCUUCAUAGUAUGUAAUAUUAUGGAGUUUUCUCGUGACGUUCUACCAAAACAUUUUAAACACAAUAAUUUCUCUAGUUUUGUUCGUCAAUUAAAUAUGUACGGUUUUCAUAAAGUGAAUAAAUCACCACGUGGACAUCGAACAUUAGCAGAAAAUCAAAUUUGGGAAUUUUCUCACGCAAAAUUUUUGCGCGGACGUCCAGAUUUAUUGGAUGAUAUCAAACGAAAAGCCAUGGAGUCAGAAACUCUACGACGAGAAACAGGAGAUUUACAUGCACAUCUUGCUAUGAUGCAAGUUGCGCAAAAUGAAUUAAUACAACAAAUUAGACAAUUACAGGAAAAUUUUACCGAGGUUAUGAGGGAUUUGUCGGAUACGAAACGAAAACAAAGUUUGCAACAACAUUGGAUGAAAGAAAUGUGGCAAUUCAUGCAAAAUCAAGGGUCGACGACGACGACAAGUGAGUUUUUAAUAGGGAGGUCUUUCGAUAUCAAAUCCGAACCAGACCGACCACCGAUAUAUAUUACAUCACCGGAGAACAGUAAUAUGACAAAUCUCUUCCUAAACCAAUUAUCAUCACAACAAGGAGUGCAUCAAAUUCCACAGCGUCCUUCGACGCCGUUGACGGUAAACACCAAUAUAGGCAGUCAUGCAUCAUCUAGUCAAAACAGUCCACAUAGAAGUCCAAAUCGUGUUUUGAACAUUCAACUCCCUGGAAAUCACUUUUAUGAUCCCACAAUAUUGUCUAAUACAAUAUCACCACUUUCGCCUACAUUUUCCUUUAAUCAGGCUGUAAACACACCUUUGCCACCAAGUCCUUCGCCGGGUUCACCAAUGGCACAUCUGUCAGAUGACGAUAUGGAUGCUAACAGUUCGAUUUAUUGCACAAGUCCUGGUAGUCAUGCUGGAUCAGAUUACGGUGAUGAGAUAUUUAAUAAUGCAGUAUAG